AUGGAUAUCCGCACCAUCGAUAAGGAAGAAAACCGGAGGCGCAUGAGAAACGGCGAGCUCUACUGGGCCUUUACCCCGGAUCUCAUCGCCGACAGGAAACGCUGCAAGGCCGCCUGCGACAAGCUGAAUAACGCUGGCGAUGUCAGCCGCCGUACCCUCGUCGGCAUGUGGAAAGACAUCAACCGGGACACGAUCCCUCUCCCUCCGCCACGUCUUCGCCAUCACGAGGACGAUGCCCUCCUUGAGGACUAUCCGUGGAUCGAUACCCCGAUAAAGAUGGACUAUGGCUACAACGUCAAGUAUGUGACACCACCACCACCCCCGGACCUCCACAGCCAAGUGAAGCUUAUCUCGUACUCACCGCCUCAUAGGCUUGGUGAGAAUGUCUACGUCAACUCCAACAGCACAUGGAUAGACACCUGCCUCAUAACCGUGGGCGACCGCACCCUCAUCGGUCCAAACUGCUCGUUCUACAGCGGCACACAUCCGCUGGAACCCCGUCUCCGCAACGGCACCCGCGGGCCAGAAUCGGGCAAGCCAAUCACCAUCGGUGAGGACUGCUGGCUCGGGGGCAACGUCAUCGUGCUUCCCGGGAUCACCAUCGGCAAGGGCGUGACCGUCGGCGCGGGGAGCGUCGUGACCAAGGACGUGCCGGAUUUCGUAUGCGUGGCGGGCAACCCGGCGCGGGUAAUCAAGACUGUCGAGCAGUCGCAGCCGACGACAACAAAGCCGUCGAACGAGGUGUCGAACAGAAUCGUUCCUAGCUCUACUAUGUAG
Messenger RNA from Colletotrichum fioriniae, 777 nucleotides. RefSeq lists its product as uncharacterized. Gene Ontology annotation, molecular function: acetyltransferase activity. The record is from RefSeq and is a predicted model, not a curated record. NCBI's taxonomy places the organism in Eukaryota, Fungi, Ascomycota, Sordariomycetes, Glomerellales, Glomerellaceae.